Lolium perenne is the source of this 759-nucleotide messenger RNA. RefSeq lists its product as uncharacterized. NCBI's taxonomy places the organism in Eukaryota, Viridiplantae, Streptophyta, Magnoliopsida, Poales, Poaceae. Gene Ontology annotation, cellular component: endoplasmic reticulum membrane. Gene Ontology annotation, biological process: vacuolar proton-transporting V-type ATPase complex assembly. The record is from RefSeq and is a predicted model, not a curated record.
AAAAUACCAUAGGCAACCAAUUUUUUUUUUGGUGGGGAUAGCGUGUGCAAUGAACCAAACAGACUCGCUCCGCCUCCGCGCCUCCUCCUCGCUGGAGUCCGGAUCUCCCGCGUGGCCGCGGCCUCCUCGCCCCUCGGCGUCCACCGCCCAGCAGCGGCCGAGCAGCAUUUCCAUGGGAGAAACAAUGUCGGAAGUGAUAACUAAGUUUGCUGUUACAUCGAUGUUCAUGUGGAUGGCCCCAGUUGCAAUCAUCUAUGCUUUUUACCACCAGAUUUUUCCAGGUUUGAGUCAGCUGUCAUCCUCAGUGCAAACGCUGGCCAGUGGGUUCCUUGCUGUCAUAUCGGUUAAUAUUGUGAUCGGCUUCUACAUAUACUCCGCGAUGAAGGAGACUCCCCGCCAAGAGCCACAGCCUGAUGCAACCUUCUUAGCCAACGCUAAAGCAAGUAUUAACCAGCCAACAUCUUCUCAAGUGUGUGAUGAUUCUCAGGGGAAGGGGAAAGUGGAGUAGGCUGUAGCACAACUUGACGUGGGUUUUCUUUCAUUGUACACAUGUUAUUCAGAGUCAGUUGUGUUAUGUGAAUAAAGCAACGUCACACCCUUUCAGUUAGACCACCACUGUCAAUUUUGAGAAGUACAAAACAAGUAUAUGAAUAAUUCGUAUGUGUAAUUCUGCACUUGCCUGAACUCAUGGUGAAGUAAUGUGUUCCUUACUAGAGUUUGUUUGCAAGCCUUAACUAGUGAAUUUAUACUAUAUCUCAU